AUGACGGAGGCCGCUGGUCGUUAUGGUACGCACACGGAGGCCGCUGGUCGUUAUGGUAUUUACAUGAGGCCGCUGGUCGUUAUGGUACGCACACGGAGGCCGCUAUCGUUGGCGGUACGCACAUGGAGGCUGCUGGUCGUUAUGGUACGCACACGGAGGCCGCUGGUCGUUAUGGGUACUGCACUUGUUGUAGGGGAGACCUUAGGGAUGCAAGUUGCAGCGAUUGCCAUCAUAUUUGUGUGCAUUGCAAGAUGGGCCUCCGACUUCGGGUUGCCGCAGACGCCCAAGAGCGGAGCCAAGUCGUGUCCGUACAAUGGGGUGGACCGCGCGUCUCACCCGCCCGAGUGGGCCACCGCACCAGAUGAUGACAAUUCGCUGGUGUACGAGGACGGGGUGCUGGUGUCAGGGUCUCUACAGGCGCUGGUUCAACACGCUGUGCCCACCGCCGUCUACUAUCCCGACACCGCCUACCUCUUCGCCUUCCUUCUCUCCUCUCGGCUCUUCAUCAAGCCCCACGAGCUGCUCCAGCGUGUGUGUGACGUAGGCUUCACCCAGCAAGGGCUUAAGGGCAACGACCUCGGCACUAUCAAUAAGGAGAAGCUGGGUAGGUUUGUGCCUCACAUGGUCCAGCUGCUGGGGGAGUGGAGUGAGACCUUCCCCUAUGACUUCCGUGACGAGCGCAUGAUGGGCGGCGUGCGCACCAUGACGCAUCGCUGUAUAGCCCUGGAACCUUCUCUACGCCGCGACGUCACACAGGUACUACACAACCUGCUGAACAAACUGACGCAGCUGGAACGGUACGAGGAAGGUCUGGCCAAACUCUCGCCUCCUCCACCUUCUGAUUUCAUUCCUCAGCCCUCAGACAUCACGGAGGUGUGCCAGAGCCCCCUGGUAAUGGCCCAGCAGCUGACACACAUCGAGCUGGAGAAACUGUCGUACAUCGGUCCCGAGGAGUUUGUCCAGGCCUUCGCUAAAGACAACCUGGACGCCUGCUACAAGGACCUCAAGAAGACCAGUAACCUUGAGUCUUAUAUCCAGUGGUUCAACAGACUCUCCUACCUGGUCGCUACCCACGCCUGUACACACGUGAAGAAGAAGCAGAGAGUGCGGGUGAUAGAAUGGUGGAUCGAGGUAGCCCGAGAGUGUUUCAACAUUGGUAACUUCAACUCCCUGAUGGGCAUCAUCGCCGGCCUCAACAUGUCUAUCGUCUCCAGACUUAAAAAGACGUGGAGUAAGGUUCAGAGUGCAAAGUUCUCUGUGCUGGAGCAUCAGAUGGACCCCUCCAGCAACUUCAGCAGUUAUCGCUCCACGCUGAAGGCGGCCAUGUGGAGGUCUGCAGGAGCUGUUGAUGACAGACAGAAGAUAGUAAUUCCCUUCUUCAGCCUUCUGGUCAAGGACCUUUACUUCCUGAACGAGGGAUGCGCCAGCAGAUUACCAAACGGACACAUCAACUUCGACAAGUUCUGGCAGUUGGCGAAGCAGGUAACGGAGUUCAUGGCGUGGAAGCAGGUGACAUGCCCCUUCGAGAAGGUACCAGAGGUGAUCCACUAUAUGCAGACUACAUAUGUGCUCACAGAAACAGGGUUGGCGUUGGCGUCCUUCGAGUGUGAAGGUCCAGACAACAGCUACGAGAAGGAGCGGUACAAGAACCUCAAGGCUGACACACAGCAGUCAGCUGAAAGCGAUCGUCAUAACUGAACUGCCUCCUGGGUUACAAACCCUCGUCCUUUUGCUGCCUAGUGAAACUCAAACCCUUGUCCUUGAGCUUCCAGAGCCACCACGGCACAGCAGCUUCCUCUAUACCAGUGACCAUUGGCAAAGUUAUAUACCGCGAAGAUACCACAAACUUACCUUACUUCAAACAAGAGAGAAAUUAAAAGUGUCGUUCGAGUGAAAGUCAAUAAACAAUGUAUUUUACAGUUCGUGGUGGAUUGGAGUGAAAGUUUUCUUAGAGGCUUGUGAGGUGAAGAAUAACUACUUCAAAGCCGCAGGUUUGUGUUUUUGGAACUGCUCUUAACUUGGUCCUGUCUCGUGCUGAGAUCUGAAUCUGGAAGUGAGUUGAAAAAGUUGUGGUUGCGAUCAGAACAGAAACCUUAAAAUUCUGUAUCGCUGCACAGCACAGCUUCUGAAAGUGAGACUUUUUAAAGUGCAUCCAGUCUGUUACUUGUGAAAUAAUUAGUAUUUACGUGUUAGCUAUCACAUGUUGGAGUGUCACACGACCAACAAGAGAGAGAGUGCGCGUGUGUGUGUGCGUGUGCGUGUGUGUGCGUGUGCGCGCGCGCGCUUGUGUGUGGAACGAUGGUUGUGGAAAUCUGAGAAAUGGUUUAUUAAGUACGUGUAUAUACAACUGUUAACCUUUUUUUUUUAAUUAUUAUUAUUAUUGAUACAAUGGUGCACGUUGGGAGUGGAUGGGGGCCGGAUUUUGGAGAGGUAGUAUACUGUACAGUAUGUGUGUGAGCUCCUGAAGCCUGACACCAAGGUACUGUGUUAAGGACACGAGUCAGAGGGAGUCAGGUCACGACUAUGAAUCUUUGAGUGGAAAUUUAUUCUUUACUCAGCCACAUUAAUUUUGAUCGGUGUUUGUAUAGUCAGUAUAUAAAUUAUAGACAAUGUUUAUUUACAUUGGUGUGUAUGUUUUAGCUAGUCUGAAUUUAAGUUGUGUUUUAUUGAAUUCUAAAAGACAGUAUAGCUUAUGUCCGGUAUAAUAUAUCUAUAAUAACUACCUUCAAGAGUCGGCAAAUGAUUUCUUUAAAUUUUUAUUAUGGAUAAAUUGUCACUGAUCUUUGUGUCUCGCUCGAGUCAUUUCAGUUACUCUUGUUCCUGACAUUCCAUAAUUAGGCCGGUGUUGCUAGUAACAAUGUAACUGGAGAGUCAGACAAUCGGCUUCUAGUUUUCUAAGCUACUGAUUGGGUCGAGAGAGAGAGAGAGAGAGAGAGAGAGAGAGAGAGAGAGAGAGAGAGAGAGAGAGAGAGAGAGAGAGAGAGAGAGAGAGAGAGAGAGAGAGAGUGCGUGCGUGCUCCAGUAGGUGGUUGCUUUUCUAUUUUUGCUUUAUAUCUGGUAAAAAAGAUCGCCAAAGAGUCACAAAACAAAGGUAAAAUGCAUGAAGAAUGGGCAAGUGCUUCGGUUUCCAUUUGUGCAUUUCAUUACUAACUUUACACUUACGUCUUUAAAUGUUGCUUGUGUCAACCCUCCUUUAUACAUUUUGUCUGUUCUGACGUCUCUUUAUAUUCAAUCCAGUUUUAUUAUAUGUUUGUUCUCAUAUCUCCUGUAUUGACCAUGAUUUUAACCCUGUCUUAAGAACCCCCUGUUUAGACAUGUACGUUUCCAUAUCUCCCGUGUUUAUCCCAGAUUUUCCCUCUCAACCACCUGCUAUGUCCAGUAGGAUGCAUUCCUGGUGUCGGCACUUCUCCCAAUGUCCUUUCCAUCCCUUUUAUUAAUAUUACGUUACAUUACUUGGAUAAUUUUCCCAUUAUAUUGAUAUUCUAGUUUGGUGAGAAUUAUUAUCAUAAUUUUUAGGCAAACAUUUAUAUGGAAGACGAUCUGUGUAUAUAUUUAUAUAUAUCUAUAUAUAUUUAUCUGUCAAAGUUUCUUUAUUAUUAUGCUCUUAUUAUCUUAUUUAAGAGAUUAUAGUUUAUUGGUAUGUUCACUUUAUUGGUAUGUUUACUUGUGGUAUAGCCAAAUGUAUGCGUGGUUAUACUUUUUGAGUGUCCACCUGUCGUAUUCCUUAAAAUGUAUGUACUGUAAUUGGUAUACUUACAACAACAACUUUUAAGUCCUAUUUACUCGUGCGUAUGUGUGUGGCAGUGGACUGUGUGUAUGUCUUGUUUUUCAAGUGUGCGUACAAACUUAUAAAACCAAAGAUUUCUUAUGUUCUGAUUAAAUCCUUGGACAAAACCUUCAGCGUGAUAAGAUAUAUAUAUGAAAAGUCACGUCACUAAAGUGGUAUUAUAUAUUUUGAAAUAUAUGUAUAGAAAAAUGAUAAAAGCUGAGGGUUUUGUCGAAGGAGAGAUUUUGCUUUUGGUGUAAAUAGUAACUCCUGUAAAGCACCUUAUUUUUCUCUGUAUAAUUUGUAUACUUGGUAGUGAUAUGAUCUGAUACACCUCCCUUACCCACAUCGACACCCACAGUCCUCCUCGAACCAUACGCCACCCUGCUGCUGCUACCAUGGCAAUAUCAAUAUAAGCUGUUCCACGUCCCUACUGUAUACCACAGUCACAUCGCCCGUGGCGUUUUGAACCCACACCCUCGCUUGCCUUCCUCCUCGUCAUUGUUCACUCCCUACCCCUGUUUUACAAUGUUUACCCUCUUGGUCUACACUGUCACCCUUAACCUAUGUACCCCUUGCCCAAUUUCGUAACUCACUUUUCGUCACUUUGUUCCUCGGCUGUCAGUAUCUACCCUGCUGAUAGCCCUGCACAAGGUUCGUUUGGUUUUGAUUUACUAUCUAUUACACCGAGCCUCAUUACCAUGUGAUGUCUUGUUUUGCUUCAUACAUCGUCGUGCUCGGUGACCAAUGAUGAAUCUCGCUCCUCUUGGACACACUUAAAUAAUACAGUAUCUGUCUUUACCUCCACGAGAAAGAAUACGCCAUGAAAGCCUGAGUUCCUCUGAAAGUUGUAGAAAAAAAAAGCUUGAAUUGCUCACUUCGUCAAGUAACAUUCUGAAGUCCUUUAAAAACACUUGUAAGUGUAAAAAUCUUCCCCCAAAUUAAUAGACUGUGUAUUUAGUACUGUACAGUGUAAUUUUUCAAAAUAUAUAUUGUAUGUACUGUACGUAUAUUGUAUGUACAUAUAUCGUAUGUAUGUAUAUUGUAUACGUAUAUCAUGUACGUAUAUUGUAAUGUACGUAUAUCGUAUGUGUGUGUAUAACGAAUGUGCAUAUAUCUUACCUAUGUACUGUAUAUCUCAUACGUAUAUCGUGUAUACGUAUAUCGUAUGUGCGUACACCAUAUGUGCAUACAUCAUAUGUGCGUACAUCUUAUAUGCGUGUAUCGUAUGUACUUAUAUCAAAUGUGCGUACAUCAUAUGUGGACACCCAAAUUUGUUUCCAAAGGUUUUAAGGAGUUGUUUUUUGUUUUUGUGUGUGUACGUCUGGGGUACAGAUGGCUAAAUAUCUGACUUGGGAUCACCGAUACGUACGGUUCAGUGUAAAUCAUCAAUGAAGAAUGAAACUACAGUAUAUAUCACCAUUUCUUACUUGUCACCUAUUAUCGUUUUUAAUCGACGAUGCUAAAUGUAUAUCGUAUUACUUCACUCUUACCAUUUUCACUAUUCAAAUGGCACUAGUAGUGAGCGUUCUCGAGAUUCUUAGCUAAACUCGGCAUUUGACAAGCUAGCAGUAUUGUUUUGGUUACGCCAGUACUUUUAUAGUCACAAAUAAUAUGGAGGAUAUAGACAUCAACAUAGUUUUUCCUCAAACAUCGUACAGCGUUGUAAAUGUGAUAUUGGGCCAGGUAGGAAAGCACACCUGUCUGGAUGACUCUCCAACACAUACUUUGACUGUAUAAUCCCAGUUGUCUUGAGGGGAAUACGCGCGAAGUUUGUGCUUUAACGAAAUUUUGAACUCUUUCCCAUUUAGAUGCUAUAUUCAACUGAUGUAGCGAGAGUUGAUCCCGUCAUGAAUGAUAAAUAUGUAUGGGAGAGGAAAAUUUGGUAGUUCAGGAGGGAUUAGAACCUAACCGCCUAAGAAAAAAGUGUUGUAAAACAUUCAAUGGGACUUUAAUUCAUUGGACUGCGUUAAUCGAAAGAGAUCAUCAGACUGGGGCUUCAGGUAGCAGCAGAUUACUCGUGGUGUUGGUGAGUGUGGUGGUGGUGGCACUGGGUGAGCUGUGUAGUGUGUGCAGUAAGAGUGUACUUGCAGCGUGUAUUAAACCUGCAGGAUCUUGUAUGUAGCAUAAUGUACUCACCUGGCUACUUGUGUGGUUAUACACAGUACUUUUUUGGGGGAAUUGAACGUGCACUGUCCGGCACGUAUUUCCAAUAUUGGGACAUUCAGUCAGGUUACAUCUGGCCGAGCGACUCUGCUCAUCUGGUCGAAGAGCAUCUUUACCAGUCUGGUCGGAUGACCGAGCUCAUCUGGUAGAGCACUGCUAGAGGAUUGCAAAACACGUCGACCAGGCUGGUAGCGUUGUAUGAUCUGGGUUAGGUCGCACUAACGGGACCUGUAUCUGCUGUCAUCACCAAUCAUUUAAAUAAAUAUUGCAGCUAUUUGUAGUAACUUAAUCUGCACCAUGUAAAUAAAAAUACAGACAUCUUUUA
Homarus americanus (American lobster) is the source of this 6257-nucleotide messenger RNA. Its product is annotated as ras-GEF domain-containing family member 1B-like. Gene Ontology annotation, cellular component: plasma membrane. The record is from RefSeq and is a predicted model, not a curated record. Bases 1 to 1698 code for a protein of 565 amino acids. Lineage: Eukaryota; Metazoa; Arthropoda; Malacostraca; Decapoda; Nephropidae. The transcript is spliced from 13 exons. Gene Ontology annotation, molecular function: guanyl-nucleotide exchange factor activity. Gene Ontology annotation, biological process: Ras protein signal transduction; positive regulation of GTPase activity.